GAAGGUGUCAGAUCCUUCCUUACUUUUCUUUUUUUUUCAACCUUUUUCAGACAAGGCCUUAACUCGGUAGCCCAGGCUGACAGAUCUUAACAAUCCUCCUGCCUCAUCUCCCGAGAGCGCUGGGGAUUCCAAGCCUGGGAACCACCAUGGCCAACUUUUUGAGCUUCAGUUUCGUGCUCCCUAAAGUGGGCAUCUUAGAUGUCCCUAACUCGCAGGCUGGCAGAGCCCAGCCGUGGCCCGGCGCCCCACAAGUGGCCGACCAACACGUGGGGGAAGCGGCGGCGCUGGCGGAACUCAAGCGCGUGGGACUCGGUGCCCACCCGGACCCGUCGGCGACUGCGCUGGCGGAACCCAGGCGGUCCGGGCUGAGUGCCUGCCGGGACCUGUGCGGUGGCGGCGGCGUGGGCGGAAGUGCGGCGCCUUCAGCCACUACCUGGAUAGGAGGCAGAACAGUAGCCCCUGAAUUUUUCAUCCCGUCUUCACCUGCCAAGUGCUGGGAUUACAGGCCUGCUCUGCCACAAUUUAUGCUAAACUAUUGAUGGAACUCGUUUAAUGCUUGCUGCACAAGUCCUCUACCACUUGAGCUAUACUUCCACCCUUCCCCGUCCCCACUCCCUGUCCCCUUCCCACGUAAUUCAGGCUGCUUGUAGAACUCUCCACUAGCAAAGGCUGGCCUUGUUCGGAGGUGUUCCCGGUCUCCAUUGCUCAAGUUCUGGGGUUAUAGGUGUUGGCCACUACGCCUAGCUCUGCUCGCCUUGAGGCCCCAAGGAAAGACCUGUGAACUGCUACCUCUUCACUGACCAAAGUCAUGGGACGGAAUAGCCAGACAGUGGGAUGGAUGGGUUUAGAUUUUAACCUCUGGGCAGGAAAUCCAGGAUCUCUGGAUCAAGAACUCUGAGGUCAGGCCAACAGGGAAGAUGGGUAAUUUUAGGUGUCUUUACUAGACACUAGAGCAUAAUCUUCCUUACUUCUCUCAAUUCUUUUUCAUUGUCUUUUUUUCCCUUUUUGUUUUUUCGAGACAGGGUUUCUCUGUGUAACAGUCCUGACUGUUCUCGAAUUCACAGAAAUCCCUACUUUUGCCUCCCAAGUGCUGGGAUCAAACGUGCCGUAAUCAAAGCCAGGGCCAUGCAGACCCCGAUGCCCAUUCCUAUGCCAGUGCCAGUGCUCCGCCUCCCUCGGGGCCCCGAUGGCUUUAGCCGAGGCUUUGUCCCUGAUGGACGCAGGACCCUCCCGAGGCCAAAAGUUCCAGAAGUCGGAGGAGAAGGUCGUAUUCAAGACCCUCAAGACCCCCCAGAAUUGCAGGAACAGCGGGCCAGAGCUGCUCUCCGAGAGCGCUACCUCCGCAGCCUCCUAGCCAUGGUGGGGCACCCUGUGAGCUUCACGCUGCAUGAAGGUGUGCAUGUGACCGCUCAGUUUGGAGCCACAGACCUGGAUGUAGCCAACUUCUACGUGUCCCAGCUGCAGACUCCCAUAGGCGUGCAGGCAGAAGCCCUGCUUCGAUGUAGUGACAUCAUUUCCUAUUCCUUCAAGCUGUGAAGAUGGGUGUCUCCCUUGUAGGCUUUGCCACAGUAGCCCAGGUCUCCAGCUGUUCCUGGGCCUCAGAGCUCUUCACACCUUCCCAGACUUCCAGAUCAAGCUCCAGGGAACUCUAGCUUCACUCCAAACAAGACACCCGGUGCUGCGCUGAUAAUCCCAGCUCUCUAGAGGCUGUAAUGGGAAGAUUGGAAAUUCAAGGCCAGUUCAUGCUGCAUUGGGAGAAGACUACAUACAUUCUAAUCUCAUUUAUUAAAAGUACCAUUCUACCUCAGAACACUGAACUUUACAGCCAUAGGGCCCCAAGGCUAGUCCCUAAGGCCAGGGUGGGUGUGGGAGGUGGGCAGGCACUAAAGAGCUCUGAAGCUGCUUCUCCAUCUCCCCUCCUGCCAAAGAAACCAUCGUCCAAGGAA
Myodes glareolus (Bank vole) is the source of this 1946-nucleotide messenger RNA. The record is from RefSeq and is a predicted model, not a curated record. Lineage: Eukaryota; Metazoa; Chordata; Mammalia; Rodentia; Cricetidae.